GCAAAGGUAGAGUGACACAAUUGGCACAACGCGAGCGUAACCCUGGGGAUUCGGUUCAGAAACGAAGGAAUCGCUAUUUGGUGCACUAUGCAUCAUAAGCAAAGAUAUCAAAAUGAAUAUACCCUUGUGAUAUCAUCCACGGAAAUCUGGUGAAUCGGAUUUUUAACUGGUGUAUCGGUUCCGAAGCGCGACGCUGAUUCGACAUCUAACAUCAUGCUAUUGUUUUAACAGUAUCGUGAAAAAACGAAGCUGGAACGGUGAUCAAAUUUUUGUUUAUCGCUUAUUAGCUGGGAAACUACCCAAACUAUACAGAAAUUCGAUCGAGUUUCUUAAUCGUACGUCAAAAAUCUUCGUAUCCAUCAUACAGAAAAUAGAAUUUUAGUCACACGAUAGCACCUAAAAUUCUUCAAUGUAUCAAAUGUAAUUAUGGAUUUGAGAAGAUCAGAGGGCCUGGUGCGGGCACGUUCGAGAGCCGUGGUGGUUGGUGAAUGGUGUUGCAGAUAGACUCGGUGUGGGGUUGGGCGUCACCCCCGCUGCGCCUCCAGCUAGGGGGGUCUAGGGGCGCCUCGGGGAGAGCGACCGCGGGCGCCCCAUCCUCACAGAGGAUGGGUGAAAUGGUCGUAGAACGCGCACCUUCCCCAGCCCGCCUCAGUCACACCUCAGAGAAGCAUCCUCGUGCUACACUCACCGAACUCAAUGUUCUUCGUCGUCAUCGAGAAUUGUGCGAUGUUGUUCUCAAUGUCGGCUCUAGAAAGAUAUUCGCUCACCGUGUUAUUUUAUCGGCGUGUAGUCCGUACUUCCGAGCGAUGUUUACUGGGGAGCUGGCGGAAUCUCGACAAACUGAAGUCACAAUACGUGACAUAGAUGAAAUGGCGAUGGAACUAUUGAUAGACUUCUGUUACACUUCUCACAUCAUCGUCGAGGAAGCGAACGUUCAAACUCUCCUUCCAGCAGCGUGCCUUCUCCAGCUAGCAGAGAUUCAAGAUAUAUGUUGCGAGUUUCUCAAACGCCAGUUAGAUCCGUCUAAUUGUCUAGGUAUACGAGCGUUUGCUGAUACUCAUUCUUGUCGUGAACUUUUACGAAUCGCGGACAAGUUUACACAGCACAAUUUUCAAGAAGUAAUGGAAAGCGAAGAAUUUCUUUUAUUGCCUGUUGGCCAAUUAGUAGAUAUUAUUUCUUCGGACGAGUUAAAUGUUCGAACAGAAGAACAGGUAUUUAGUGCAGUUAUGAACUGGGUCAAAUAUAAUGUCACUGAGAGAAGGCAACAUUUGGCGCAAGUUCUUCAACAUGUACGACUACCCCUCCUUAGCCCAAAAUUUUUAGUUGGAACCGUAGGUUCUGACCUUUUAGUUCGGUCCGAUGACGCAUGCAGAGACUUGGUAGACGAAGCGAAAAAUUACUUACUGCUUCCUCAAGAAAGGCCGCUGAUGCAAGGACCUAGAACACGACCCAGAAAACCAACCAGACGCGGUGAAGUUCUAUUCGCUGUCGGAGGUUGGUGUUCUGGCGAUGCAAUCGCUAGCGUGGAAAGAUUUGAUCCUAACACUGCGGAUUGGAAAAUGGUGGCGCCAAUGAGUAAACGAAGAUGUGGUGUCGGGGUAGCUGUACUGAACGAUUUGUUGUACGCAGUAGGUGGUCACGACGGACAAAGCUAUUUAAAUAGCAUCGAACGAUAUGAUCCACAAACGAAUCAAUGGUCCUGUGAUGUUGCACCUACCACAUCGUGUCGAACUAGCGUAGGUGUUGCGGUAUUGGAUGGUUUUCUUUACGCGGUAGGUGGGCAGGAUGGCGUCCAAUGUUUAAAUCAUGUUGAGAGGUAUGAUCCUAAAGAAAAUAAAUGGUCCAAAGUAUCACCAAUGACCACUAGAAGGCUUGGGGUAGCUGUUGCUGUGCUAGGCGGUUAUUUAUAUGCCAUCGGCGGAUCUGAUGGCCAGUCGCCUUUAAAUACAGUAGAAAGAUAUGAUCCGAGACAAAACAAAUGGUCUCAAGUAUCACCUAUGUCUACAAGACGUAAGCAUCUAGGCUGUGCGGUAUUUAAUAAUCUAAUUUAUGCCGUUGGAGGACGAGAUGACUGCAUGGAACUCUCAAGUGCGGAACGGUAUAACCCUCACACAAAUUCUUGGAGUCCAAUAGUCGCUAUGACAUCAAGAAGAAGCGGAGUGGGUUUAGCAGUAGUGAAUGGUUUACUAUAUGCAGUGGGUGGAUUUGAUGGAACUGCCUAUUUAAAAACAAUCGAAGUGUACGAUUCAGAACAAAAUCAAUGGAAACUAUGUGGUUGUAUGAAUUACAGAAGACUCGGUGGAGGUGUGGGAGUAAUGCGAGCCCCUCAGACCGAGAACUACAUUUGGUAGCUCAGGCCCCCCUCUUCAGCCCAAAUGGCUGAAACUCCUUUAACUCCUCUGACACCGAUGACUCCUGUUACACCCGUAACUCCUCCCGCCCCUGUGUCGGUUCCUGUUGUUAUAACUAAUACUAGAAAACGCUACCGCCGAUCGAUGAGCAUUAUAUAAGUAAUACGUACGUUUUAUAAGACUUUGCCUUUCUAGAGAUGAAGUCAUUUUUGUCAGGAACUAUUCUAUGUUCUUUCAUUAGCUUUGUGUAACUUUGUGUAGCUAUUCAUUUUCACGAGACAAUUACUUUGUACUAAGUACGGAUGUAUAUUUUCCUGAUGUAGAAAUUUUAUCCCUUGAUAAUGUUUAUAUUGUUGUGAUUUAAUCAUGUUUUUUAUAUAAGACUUUGUAAAAUAUUUCUCUUAUGUUAUUUAUACAUUCUGUUAUGUAUUACAAAAUACCAAUUCCAACUGUUCUAGAUUUAAGUACAAUACUCUUGUAAUUUCUGUUCUAUUUUCCUUUUCUUUUUCUUUUAUAUAUAUAUAAAGCAACUGUGUUUAUUGUGAAUAUUUAAAAUACAAAGGAACAGAAAGGCAAAAUCUCUUUGAAACAUAUUCUUGAACACAAUAUUCACUUCAAUGGAAUGCUUGCAGCUUCCAUGUUUUCAGUGAUUGAAAAAAAAAACAGAUUUUUAAAGUAUAUAUUGACAUCAAAACUUCGUUAUGGAGGACUGCUUAUGCAGUCACUGAGAAAAAAAAAGAAAAACAAAAAUAAAGAGUUAAUCAAACAAAUUGUUUCUGUCUCGAUAGUAUACUUUCUACAUGUAUCGUAUUUUUAUCAAUAAGACUGAAGUGAAACCAAAAGUUUAUGUAAAAUUAAUAAAUGAAACGAAUGUUUCAGGCUCUAAGAAUAUUUUUGUUUUAAGAUAAUGUAUAAAACAUGCAUAAGUUAUAACAUGAUUUCAUCAUGUACUAAAUAUUACAAUCAUUGGAUUUACGUUUCUUAAUCCUUUUAAUAUCUCUACAGAAAACAAAGCUUGAUAAAUUUACGUUUUGUUUGAAGCGAUAAAGGAGUACUCUUAUUGUACAAAAUGGUAAUAGGGAUCAUUAUCCAACAAUUUCAUAAUGUAACGUUUGUGAUAAUAAUCUAAUAAGAGUCAGUAAAUUUGACUGAUUGUGAGCAAUAUUUUACUAACAUAACAAAAUAUUGUUUUGUAAUUAUUUAAAUAGUAAGUUAUAAGAAAGCUGUGAAAAUUUCUGUCGAUUAAUUACAAAAUUAAAAAGUUUAUGAACUUACUAGUUGUGUUACAUCUAUGAGAUUGUUGAAGAGAACAAAGCACAUGUGUAGUAUAAGAAUAUGCUGACGAUAUGAUGUAACUAUCUUUAAACAACUUGUUACAAAAUAUCACUAUUAGGAACUGUACAGAUUCUCGAUAUUGUAUCGUAAUGACUUUCUUCAAUGGAACAAUCAGUUUUAAUUAGACGUGAAACGCAAAAACGUUUCUAUUUCUUUACAAACACAACAAAUUUAUGGAAUCUAUAUAGUAUAUCUAUAUAAAUGAAACAAUUAUAUUGAGUUGGAAUAAUCCAAUUACAGAUUUAAAAUGGUACAAAUUAUUGUAAUCACUAAACAAAGUUCAAAUAAGUGUUCAAAAUUACAGAUUUAAUUUACAAAUAGUUAAAACUGUAGUUUCAUUAUAAGAUGUUGCUAAAAAUGUUAGUAUUUUAGUUGCUUAAAUCAAAAUUCAAUUCAAUUUUAAACUCAUGUGAGAAACAUUUUUACAGAGUGACAUUUACAUUUCUUUUUACAUCAAUAAAUUUUAUUAUAACUAAUUUCUAUUCUCUAAUGAGACAAUGGAAUCUUUGAAGUAAAAUUAUUUUAUUAUUUUUUUAUAUAUACAUAUAUACAAAGAUUUCAUUAUAUUCUUUGGAAAAUAUAUUAAAAAUGUUUUAUUUUCUGCCUACUGGUGAAUUCUAUUACGUGGAGCAGAUAAUCAAAAUGAAAAAGUUUUACACAUAAUACGGAGUAAUUUAUGGAAAUGCUAAAAAUUAGAUGAUUUUUUUACAAAUAAAACAUACAUUUCAAAAGAACAGAUUAAAUUUUUGUUUUAUAUAAGAUUUCAUAUAUGUAUAAUAUAAGUUUAUAGAAAUGAUAAGUUUUUAGUGUACUUAAUAACUCUGAAAGAUGAAUUUCUUUUUUAAAUCUUGUAUAAUAAACAAAUUUCAGUUUGUAUUUUUAAUUUGUUUUUAUGCUAAUGAUCUCUUUCUCAAUUAUACCAAAUGUUACCUCCUAUCUUCUACAGUGAAUAGUCAAUUUUCCACCAUAUUUUAUGUUUGCAUGGGAAUUUUAUUCAUUUGUGGAAAAUGUAUAUUCUAAUCUUGGACCAUUAAUUUUGUUUUUAAAUGCUUGUCAUUUAGGCAACUGUAGAGUAAUCAUAUAUAAACAAAGAGUUUUCUUAAGGUUUAGUUACAACGGGAACAAGUAAAGUGUACUACAAAGUGUCUUUUUCUAAAACCAUUGAGGAUAUCAAAUAUUAUUUCUUUCAAAAUACUUUCUAACACAUGGACAUGAUUCCAGAGAUAAUUUACCAGAACUAGAACUAUUUUAUUAUAUUAAACACACUUCUGUAAAGCAUUUUUAUACUUUUCUUUUGUAUUACAAAAGUAGAACCAUAAAAUGUUCUACCAUUUUCUUACAUAUUAAUGUAUUUGUGUGUUAUCUAAUACAAUUACAUCCUUUUUCAUUAAAAUUUUUAAUAAAAGAUAAGAAAAAUAUUAGAAUGUAUAAAAUUAAAUAAAUGUGAACUAAAUAAACAUAUAUUUAUAUAUUUUGAAACAUAAUCAGUGCAAAAAUUGGAGAUAUGUGAUAUCUUUGAUGGUUUUAGAGAAAAUAGUCUGAUUAAUGGAUCAUGUUACAUAUUGUUUAUAUGGAAUAUAAGAAACUGAUUAGAACAAUAUCAUUAUACAUAUGUAUGUACAUCUUUGGAGUAAAUAUGAAAAAAGUAUAGUACAAAACACUUUAUAAAAUAAUCUUUUCAGUUUUUAAACAAAAGAAUGGGGAAGAAAACAGGAGAAAAUUAAAAAGAUUAUGAACAUUUUACUGUAAGUAACAUUACAUGCAAUUUCCAAUUUCUUUUUAUCACUAACAUAGAAUACUGUGCAAUAUUAUUUAAACUAAGAAAGUUAUCUUGCAUAAUUACUGUAAUUGGAAUCAUACAUGAAUAUAUAAAAUUUUAGUUCAAUAUUCAGUCUACACGUACUUUAUUUUCUAAUUUUAUAAUGCUUUAUUUGUAUAUGAAUACUUUUGUAUAUACUAAAGAUCUGUUCAAACCCUUUAACAAAGAAAAUAUAUCAUGAAGAUAGAAGAAGAAAAAUUCAUUUUGGUCAACCCUUUUAUCAACUAAAAUAAACUUAAUUUUAAGAAAAAACAUUUUUCCUAACAUUCUCAUAUUUGAAUGAUAUGAAGGUGGAAAAGAAAUAGCCCAUCAUGAUAAUUUUUUAAUAAGUUUAAAUAGUAUUUAAUUAUGAUUAUAUCCUACAUCAUAAUAAAAUAAUAAUAUGUAUUAGAUUAUCGUAUAAUGUGCGUAAAUUAUGCUUUAUUAAUAAUUUCAAGGAGCUAUCACAUCAAAAAUUAACCAAAGCAAUAAAAAUUAGCAAUCAGAUUGAGAUCAUUAUCUAUCGAGAAUAUAAUUUUUGGCUGAAAAUCGAGGAAUGUUAACAGGAACAUAGAAUAUGAAAGGAGGUAUCGUCAUGAUGAGAUAAGGAGUGAUACUCAGUGACGAUGUCGAAAUUAGAAAAUAAAUUUUACAUUUUCACGCAAUUAAUUUACAUCCUACGCGUAUGUAUUAAAAGUUGAUGCUUUUAACUAUUUCCAGGUACAAUUUUGAUCCAAGUACCGAAUAUAGUUUGCGAGAAAUGAAAUAUUAUUCAAGCAAAUAUCUCGAUCUAUUAAAUGAAAUUUGUAAAUCUUUAUUCAUGUAUUUGGUAGAUUAAAUGGAAUAUUGGAAAAAAGCUGAGAACUUAAAUUGGAAGAAACAAUCAUAAAAGUUUACAAAUUAACCCAUUUAAUUAGUUUUUUUCGAAAUAAAAUAUUUCAUGAACUCCUGAAUGUAGAAAUACUGUUCACCACGCAGUGGUGAAAAGUGGAAUUAAUAAUUUCUCUAUCUGUCCUCGUUGCACAGAAAUGUGCGCCUUAUCUAAGAACAGACGAGUGCUGCCAUUUAUUCGUAUACACUCAAAGCUUACGUUCCUUCUUUAUCUCAUAGAUAGCACCACAUAAAUUCCAUUAGAUCGGAAUUAAAUUACUUAAAAAAUUCUACAUAUACAUAUAAUAAUAUAUUUCAAAUGAUAUAUUACAGACCUAUUUCGUUUACUUGCCGAAUAAGGUCCACGAGGAUCACCAUAUACAGGAUUAAACGCAGAAAAUAAUGUAAAUCUUGUUGGCGUAACUGGACUCCUUGGAGUUGACAUAGUCGUACUAUUUAACGGAGAUGAACAUGGAGUGCUAACCUUUUUUAAUUGUGGUGGACAUUUAUCAGCUACAAAAAGAUAAAUUGCGGUUAAACAGUUAUUUAUUAUAAAUAUGAAUAGAAAUUAUGUUAAAAUAAAAUACAUACCAAAAACUGA
Bombus pyrosoma is the source of this 6955-nucleotide messenger RNA. RefSeq names its product kelch-like protein diablo (gene dbo). Lineage: Eukaryota; Metazoa; Arthropoda; Insecta; Hymenoptera; Apidae. The record is from RefSeq and is a predicted model, not a curated record. The transcript is spliced from 8 exons. Bases 489 to 2351 code for a protein of 620 amino acids. Gene Ontology annotation, molecular function: protein binding.